GUGUUACUUGUAAAGGUGUAUACUCACUGCAUGCGUUUCUAGAAUUGCGUAUUAAUCAGAAAAAGGUAUAAUAUUCGAAGACGCCAUGAAUCACCCGCUCUGUAGUCAGAAACUGGCCGAAAAUGCAAAACUUGUCAAUCAUCAAGGAACUUUAAUGUUGAGUUUUUGCGUUUUUAAUUUGAUAUUUUCUCUAGUUGCAACUCUGGGAAAUCUUCUUGUUAUUCGCGCCCUUUGUAAAGCUUCGUCAAUACCUGCUACUCUAAAGAAGUUGUUCCUGAAUCUUGCUGUCUCUGAUUUUGCUGUGGGAUUGUUUGCACAGCUUAUGUUUGGAAUCAUCGUCGCAGUGAUGUUGAAAAUGGCAGCGAAUGGAAACUUUAACUUUGACUUCUUGUGUCCAAGGAUUUUAACUGUCUCUUAUUUUGCGAUAUACCUUCUGACUUGCGCAUCAUUUUUGACUAUUGUACUUAUUGCUGUAGACAGAUUUCUGGCCGUGUUUCUUCACCUCCGAUAUCAAGAGCUUGUUACCUCAAAACGUGUUGCUAUUGCAUUAGUGUCUCUGUGGCUAACAAGUGUUGUCGCUGUCUCUUCCUCAUUCAUUUCGCUUCCUGAUCAAUAUAACAUGGUGGUUGUUACUUUUGAACUUUUCGGUCUUCUCGUCACAACUGUGGGAUAUGUCCGUAUUUAUAAAGUUGUGAGACAUCAUCGAAAUCAAAUAGCGAGCCAGUCUCAACUGCAAAACAAUCACACAAUGAGGAUACUCCGAGAAACGAAGUCGACCAUAAAUGCUUUGCUUGUCUACAUCGUUUUCCUGGCUUGUUUUCUUCCCAAUUUGUGCUGCAUUUUUCUGCUGAGAGCAGACAGUCUUCGAUUGUCUUUUUUGGUAGCUAAUCACGUCUCUGGAUUCCUCGUUCUCCUGAAUUCUUCAUUAAACCCCAUUAUUUACUGCUGGCGAUAUCGCGAGAUAAGAGAAAUCGUGAAAGACUUAAUAAAACAUUUAUUCGUCACCAAGCAAAGAGUACAACAAUCAUAAAUGGUAGCGUUUAAGAGGCAUUGCUUAAAAGGACGAAGAGUGGGAAAAAAAAAAAAGAUUAACUGCGACCGAUAUUAACUUCAUUAAUCUUAAAUCAGCCUUCAAGGUUACUGUUAUUUGCAGAAGAGUGGUUGGCUCAAGUUGUGAAACGAGACUAAGGGAAGAUGGAAUUGGAAGAUUCAACAUCAUUUCGCUAAUUUUACUACUAUUAUUUAUUUAUUAAUUUUUGUUUUCAAAAUCUAAUGAGAAAAAAAAAACAUCUCGUGCUGGUGGAAUUCGUUAAUUAGCAUCUUCUUUGAUUUUAAAGAGAAUUUUUCAACGAUGGGUGAAUCCAAAAGGGUUAGGCUAAGAAGAAGAUUUGAAAUCAUGAACGCAACCCUAGCUGGUAAAGUGCAAGAAAAAAAUUGCACAAAGAGCGGUGUAUGGUCGGACUUCGCAUCACGCUAAUGAUCGUGUGUUAUUAUGAUGAUUCGUGUAAUAAAUUGUCCUUUUAAUCGGGACACGGAAAACACUAGAAGAAAUGAUGACCAAAUGCAAGGCGAUUUCAGGUUUUUUCUCUCUUUAACCUUCACAUCGGACGUGAUGAUACCAUUAAAAGCUACUUGACAAGUCUCACGUUUGGUACGCUUUGUACAAAUAAUUUAAAAUCUUUUCUGUUAUAGAGUCCUUAUCCCCACCGUUCAUUUGCAUUUUCGCUGAUGCUCAUUUGCAUUUGUUUAAAAGAGCUAAAAGGAAAAAAGAAAUGCUUUUGUCCGUUUUGUCAUGUGUCAACUAAAAGAGUGGAUCAGAUGGGAUUUUUUACUGACUGUUCAACGAUUUGUUGGCUUAGCGAAAAUACUGUUUGAACAAUAGAGUGACUCCAAGAUGAGCAGCUCAACCUUGAUAAAAGCCCUCAGCUGAACAGCCAGUGAGUUCAUUAGUGAAAUCUCAAAUGAAAAGAAAAAAAGGCUAAGGUUUUGAAUUAAUUUUACUGUGAGUUGACACCGAGCAUUGAUUUAUUUCCUUCAGUUAUCUAGUGGCACUGAUAAAAAUUGAAGCAAUCCUGCUCUCGAGAUCUGAGGUGAUCUCGGCUUGCACUCUAAAACCAAAUUUUGACAUGAAUCUACCACCAAGGUUGGUCUCUUUUGACGGAAGUCCACUACAGCUGUACACCGGAGAAAUUUGAAAACUCAACAAUCACCGGUCAUUUUGCAUUUAAUUUGUGUUCGAGUAAGACUUGAGCAGGGGAAUAUCAUGAUAAUCGUAACGUCAUCGUUUUCGAAAAGCUUCGUUUUCAAAAUGUUUUUCGCCCACACACUCGUGUGGACGGAAGGCAUAACCGGAGAAAUAAAGCCUCGUUUCCAAAUUCCUUUGGCGCAGUGUGGACGGGGGCCGAGAAAGAGUCCAAGAUAACUUGUAUGCGCAUGCUCAGAGCGAGUCAAUCGGAGUGCAAUCUCGUCCCCGGAGCCCUGGUCAAAGUCGAAAACGGGAACCAGAAAAUCUUGAUUACGGUUUGAUGAUGUGCAUGCGUUCAAGUUCAAUAACGAUUUAUAAACAUGCGCAGAGAGAGUAGCCGCUAUGACUAAUGCUGGCUCACCCUCCGAUUUCUCCCAGGGGAAAAUAGGAGGUUAUAGACGAAUGAAUUGUCUAUAAGUAGUUAUAGAAUAGAAUAGAAUACCCCGAGUAAAAUGAAUAAAUGAAUGAAUGAAUGAA
Molecule: messenger RNA, 2722 nt
Organism: Orbicella faveolata
Lineage: Eukaryota; Metazoa; Cnidaria; Anthozoa; Scleractinia; Merulinidae
Product: melanocyte-stimulating hormone receptor-like
Source: RefSeq, a predicted model, not a curated record